UCUUUGCAACGACUGCAAGUAUUUUGCAUACUGAAUAUUUGAAGCGAAAAAUCUUGAAAAUGAUACUUAAAUUAAUAGUGUUUGGAUUUGGCCUUUCUUUGCUUUUUAUAAGCGAGGUGAAAUCAUGCCGUGACGAGAUCGAAAAACAUGUAAGAGAAAAUAUCGCAAAAGAGUAUCGAAGUUAUGGAUCACCAGGACGAGCAGGAGCACCUGGAAUUAGCGGAACACCCGGAAAUAACGGGUUGCCAGGAGUGCCUGGCUGGAAAGGUGCCAAAGGCGAAAUGGGACAAGAACAAGUUUGCAAUCCGAGCUCAAUACGUAAUCAAAUGAACAACAUUGCAAAUCAAGCUUUUCAAGCUCAACUUCAACAGUUUCAGCAAUUUUUAUAUAGCAUCAAAGGAGACAUAGGCGAUCAAGGUGUUUCAGGUCCAAAAGGAGAAAGAGGCACGGACAUCAUGAUAAGUCCAUGGGGAUAAUCAACAUUAGCUAUGUUACAUUAUUAGCCGAUGCACGAAAACCACACAAUUGAUUUGAAAGAAUUUACAAAAAAAUGAUCGUCGUGGUUCCAGUGGUCAUUUUAUGUUUAAAAAUACUUCCAUUACUUUUUUUGUGAGAUUUCAA
Contarinia nasturtii (swede midge) is the source of this 621-nucleotide messenger RNA. Its product is annotated as macrophage receptor MARCO-like. The transcript is spliced from 9 exons. NCBI's taxonomy places the organism in Eukaryota, Metazoa, Arthropoda, Insecta, Diptera, Cecidomyiidae. The record is from RefSeq and is a predicted model, not a curated record. Bases 60 to 476 code for a protein of 138 amino acids.